CGAAAAGUAUGUACAGUUUCAUUAGACAGCGUUUGGUUGUUCCUGAUAGCAGGGGAACAUUCUCCUUUAAACCAGACUCAUAAUAAUUAGUCCCCUGCGGAAUCUUCCAAAUUCAUUGGAGAAUAAAACUCUGUAUAUUUGUUCAGUUGCUUUAAGGCAAGGAAAAGUGGCAUCCGGAGAGAGAGACUCAUCAAAUAUUAAAAAAAGAAAAAAAUUAAAAACUAUAUUUUUUUCUAUAACAGCAAUGCCACUCUGCUGCCUUGAGUCAAUUCCUGGCUUACUUUCAAGGGUUUGUUCUAUUUAUUUGAACAUGAACAUCUGCCCUAUUCUGUUUCUAUGCUGGAGUUUCUGUGUGGUAUUUUGAUUUUGCGGAUACUGGUGAUUAGCAAGCAUCAAAAUUUGGGUUUCAUCCAUUUUCAGUGAUGGGGAGUAACAGCAGAGGAAAGGAUGGUGAAGGCUCUUCUGGGGUUAAAAAGGAUGAAGAGAACUAUGAGUAUGAACAAGACAUGAAAUUUGUGCGGCCUGAAGCACUCUUUCGCAAUACCAACGGAUUCACAGAUCCGUUUGUUCAGUUUCCUCCCUUGCUCACACAACCCCAGGUACCUGUGGUUGCCAUGCAAGGAGCUGCAGCGGUAGCACAACCCCUUCCACAAAAUGGAUAUGUAGAAUCUGUGAUUUAUGAAAGGUUGAAAAGGGUAAGGAUCACGUGGAAUCAUGCAGCCACCAAUGUUGCUGUUGCAGGAUCAUGGGACAACUGGGAGACCACGGAGCCCCUGCAGAGAGUGGGUCAAAAUUUUCUCCUAGUUAAAACACUCCCAAUAGGUAUCUAUCAUUACCGUUUCAUUGUAGAUGGCUACUUGACACAUGCUCCAGAGUUUCCAUCGGCUUCUGAUGAUUCAGGUUAUGGCUACAAUAUAUUGAAUUUGCAGGACUAUAUACCAGAAAUAGUUGCAAACUUAUCCGAUUUUGAAGAUCCUCCAUCACCACCAUCGAGUUAUGAUAACUCACACUUAAAUGAAGAGGAGUUCAGCAAGCCCCCACCAGAACUACCACCACAACUACCACUGGCAAUGAGACAUGAGCCUUCAUCUACUAGUGGUAAUCGUCAUGUCCAUAGGCCCACGCAUCUGGAACUCAAUCAUCUAUUCAUACACAAAACUGAAAGUGGUCAAUUUGUGGCACUACGAUCAACUUACAAGUUUCAACACAAAUAUAUUACUGCUGAACUGUACAAGUCCCUGCGCAGGGAAAGAUGAUGAAGCUGUAUGAUGUUUGUCUCCUAUUGUAUUUGCCUCGUUUAAACGGUCUUUAUGAGAACAUUUGUUAAGGUGAUUAAUCCGAUGUGUAGAGAAUUGAUUAGAAUAGGUGAAUGAAAUAUUGCUUUCCUUGUAAAAAAGCUUCAGGGGAUAUGAUUUUAUUUUUGCAGUUCGGGGUCAAUAUAUACUAUACAUUUUCAUAGUGGUUGACUAUUGUCCUGCUUUCAAGGACUAACGUUUUCAAAUUGAAUAUGCUUAGAGCACAUGCUGUGAUGAAAAUUCAAUGAUUAGUCGAGCAUAUGAUAAUGUCUUACACAUGAACUAUGAAUUUCUUCCUCCCCAGGCGUCAGCUAAAUUUGACUCUCCAAUGAACAUACCAUGCAUAGCACUAUAUCUGAGUAUACACUUUCCUUAUGUGUCGGUAUUCUCUUCUUUCCGUCACUUUCUACUUGUGAAAAACGAGACUAACCUUGUUUUCAUGUUGUUUAAAAUUCCACAGACCAUGCUACAUUUCUUCAGUUUUACUCUUAAAUUUGUGAUAACAGUCUCUAAUACUAUAGAGAUGUCAAGCAUAUGUGCUCCUAAAGAAAAAACUGCAGGUCUAUACUAUACUCUACCAUCGAUCUAAACAUCUUUCCUUUUUCUUUUCCUUUUUUGAUAAGCAUGAAGCAAACA
This is a messenger RNA of Vigna radiata var. radiata (mung bean), 1931 nucleotides long. RefSeq names its product SNF1-related protein kinase regulatory subunit beta-2. The transcript has 5 exons. The record is from RefSeq and is a predicted model, not a curated record. Bases 423 to 1256 code for a protein of 277 amino acids. NCBI's taxonomy places the organism in Eukaryota, Viridiplantae, Streptophyta, Magnoliopsida, Fabales, Fabaceae. Gene Ontology annotation, molecular function: protein binding.